AUGGUUGAUGAUCGAUUAAAGAUUGUCAUCAGUGUCGUGAUCGCUUUCCUAUCUGUAGUUUCUAAUCUAAAUGUUGUCAUGUGUAGUCCAUCAGCUCAACAAGAGCAUGAACUUCUACUACUUGAUGCACUCAGUCGAAAGCAAAUCAGCACAAAUCUCAAUGCGAUUUCGAACAACAACAACUACGAGUCGAGUGCUAUAAUGAAUAUGUUGGGAAGAAGAAAACCAAUGGAUUUAUGCUCGGGUGGAAUGAUUUGGAGUUGCUGUGUUGAUCUUCUCACAACAGGUUCACAUGACGAUGAAGUAUCUCAACCUGGAUCCAUUAACAAUGCGAAAACUAAAUGGAAAAUGUUAUAA
Messenger RNA from Clunio marinus, 357 nucleotides. NCBI's taxonomy places the organism in Eukaryota, Metazoa, Arthropoda, Insecta, Diptera, Chironomidae. The record is from the annotation of a GenBank genome assembly.